Molecule: messenger RNA, 3021 nt
Organism: Ostrinia furnacalis (Asian corn borer)
Lineage: Eukaryota; Metazoa; Arthropoda; Insecta; Lepidoptera; Crambidae
Exons: 5
Coding region: 60-2345 (761 amino acids)
Source: RefSeq, a predicted model, not a curated record
UUGAUCAGUAGUAGCAAAUCUAUCAUUAAGCAGUUUUUUAUUUAUUUUAAGCCCUAAAAAUGGGAAGCCGUGCUCGAAUGUUGGUGAAGCUUUGCGAGCAGCAUGAAUGUUCCGCAUCUAAUAGCAUUGGAGGGCAAUUGCCGCUUGAUUCAAAAACAUCUCCGAUUGAUAUAAGUACAAAUGAAUUACCUAAUGAAGAAAAACAGGAUACCAACUUUACCCAAAACAGUGAUAUGAAUUGGUGUAAUGAACCUAUGACUUCAACUGGAAACGUUGUUUCUUCUCAAAAUAACGGUAAUUUAUCACCCAGUCUUCUUGAAAGCCACCAAAACCUCAGUGAAGGCCAAGACUAUUCACCAAAUGAUAGUGGCGAUGAAUAUGUGCCACAAAAAUCUGCAAAGCGCCGCCACCGUGUUAUUUCGAGGUCUUCGAGCUCAUCAUCAUCUAGCUCAUCCAGUUCUUCCUCUAGUUCAUCCAGUACUUCUACUAGCGCAUCGUCAAUAUCGACUACUGACGAGUCUCCUGUGAAUUCUAAUUGUAUGCUUACAAGAGAAGUUUUAGCGCCACCUUUAGAAACAGUUGUUGCUAAAAAAGGUAAAAAAAGAGUUCGUAAUGAAUCGGCUUGGAUAAAAAAUGUGCGAAAGCAACAAAGAAAUUCAGGAAAGCAAUAUGUAUCUAGAAAUGGAAAAACUGUUGCCGAAAAAUCAAUUAAACCACCUUGUUCAGAAAAAUGUAGGCAAAAAUGUCGUGAUAAAAUAACUGAAGAACAAAGAGAGGAAAUAUUUAAAAACUAUUGGGGUUUGGGAACAUUGCAGAGACAACGUGAUUUUAUAAACUCGUGCUUAACAACACUGAAAGUUCCUUACCGUCGAGUGAAAGAAGGAAAUGCUAAAACAAGAAACCAAAACUGUGUUUUUCAUUUUACGGUGAAUGGAGAAAGCAAACGGACAUGCAAAUUUUUUUUUAUUAAUACAAUGGGCAUAUCAGAAAGAGUAUUGCGAACAGUAAUGCAAGGAAGACAAAAUUGUACGACAGGUAUGAUUCCGGAAGAAAAGAGAGGCAAACAUUCUCAUCAUAAUCAAGUUGGUGAGGAAAUCGUACAGUCAGUUCGCGAUCACAUUAAUUCAGUGCCCCGAAUAGAGAGCCACUACACUCGGGCUAACACAAGUCGUGAAUUCAUUGACGGUGGCCUAACUAUUAAGGAAUUGUAUCGCAAUUACGUAUCGAAUAGAGAUGCAAUGCCAGUAGCAUCUUAUGACAUGUAUAACAGAAUGUUUAACACGGAAUUUAACUUAUCCUUCUUUGUCCCUAAGAAGGACCAAUGUGAUCUCUGCGAGUCGUACAAAAAUGCUAUUGGAUCAGACAAACUUAAAUUAGAAGAACCUUAUGAAGAACAUCUUAGACAAAAAGAAUUGAGCAGAAAAGAGAAAACCGAUGAUAUAGCAUUAACUAAAACCGAUGCUGAAACAGUCGUUGCAAUAUACGAUUUACAAGCAGUCAUGCCGGUUCCAACUGGAAAUAGCUCGGCGUUUUUUUAUAAAUCUAAGCUAAAUUGCUUAAACUUUACAGUCACAGAAUUAAAAGAUAAUACUACAAGUUGUUAUUUCUGGCACGAAGGGCUAGGUAAUCGAGGGGCUAUUGAAAUUGGGUCCUGUGUACUAAAGUUUCUAAAAGAGAUUUCAGAGCGUCAUCCUAAUUGCAACAUUAUAUUUUACUCGGAUAAUUGUUGUGGGCAGCAGAAGAAUAGGUUUCUCCUUGGCAUGUACUACUAUGCAGUUGAAACUCUACCAAUUACGUCAAUCACGCACAAAUUUUUGAUUCGCGGCCACACCCAGAAUGAGGGUGACAACGCUCACUCACUGAUUGAAAAGGCCAUUAAAAGAGCAAAGAGAUCUGGUCCUAUUUACAGUCCUCACCAGUACGUGCAACUGGUAAGGAAUGCCAAGAAAACUGGUAAACCUUUUGUGGUUCACGAGCUAAACUAUGACGAUUUUUAUGAUCUAAAAAAGCUGUUUGAGGAUAUUGGGUUAAAUAUUAACAAAGAUCUAAAAGGCAAUCCGAUAAAAUUAACAGAAAUAAAAGCUAUUCGAUUUGUAAAAAGCAUUGACACUUACACUAUAAAGUACUCUUACGCAGAUGAAUGGCAACAAGUAAGCACAAAACCCACAAAAAAUUUAAGGAAAACACGCUCUGACUUUAAUUUAAGUAUUACAGAUAUUUGCCUAGAGCCAGCUUAUAAUUCAAAGAUAGCAAUUUCAGAUCAAAAAAAGCAGGAUUUGCGUAUUUUGCUAGAAAAAAAUAUUGUUCCUAGAUGUUAUUCUGGAUUUUACGAAAGCUUGUUUUAAUUGUUUACUAGUAGCUAUACUAAUUGUUUUUCUUUAUAAAAGAUUUUUUUAUUAAUUUACGUGAUUAUUUUGUAACUGUGAGACAUUUACGUACUUAUUAUAACGAUGAAAGACUAAAAUUGUUAAAACUUUUCUUUAUUAAUUGAGUGUAAGCAAUAAGACAAUAAUAUAACAUUAAGAUAAUUGUAGUAAAUGACUGUGAUUUAAACAUGCCAUAUUAGUAACUGAUAAGACUGUACUUAGUCUACAAAAUGUUGAAUAGUUCUUAAAUGUAAUUUAAGUAUAAUGUGAGGGAUCCAUUGUUAUUAUUGUGUGUUGGUUAUGGUCGUACAUAAAUUAAUACUCCGUUAUGCUGGUGCAUAUAAUAUUAUGUCAAAGAUCUCUUAAAAUUUUGUAUAAGUAUAAUAAAAACAGAAUAUUAUUGAAAAAUAAAGUUCUUUUAUUUGAAGAAUCAAACGACUUAAUUUCUUUAACUGUCUUCACCGAGGGAAACAACGACGCAUUUGUAAGUACUAUAACGAAAAAAAAUUUUUUAUCCCGUUUUUGGAGUAGUAAAUAAUAAAAAAAAUGUGGUUAUUUAUGAACCAAGAGUUCUAGCUAUAAUAAAACAAUUUAAAAAUAAUAAUUAGCCCUAAGAAUGCUUCAGAAUCUUCUUUUGAACCUAGAAAUAAUCUUU